GUUGUAUAAUAUAAUUUGUAUAAUAAAUGUUGAGAAUAUUUGGAAUUAAUAAAAUAAAAAAAUCAACAAUCGCUAAUAUUGGAAUAGUUUUAGGAGUAACAAAUGCUAUAAUUUUUUACUAUACUUAUACAAAUGUUAAGAAAAAUCGACCUCAAUUCUUACACAUUGAUCCUCCAACCGAAAAACACAGAAUCGCAAUUUUUGACAAUUUAGCUUCAACUUAUGAUUCCACUUUCAAUAACGUUUUCGAAAGACAUGGAAUAUCGAAGGCUAAGAAGAUAUUAUUAAGGAGUGCUAGGGGUCAUGUACUUGAUGUCUGUUCGGGUACUUUGAAUAAUUUACCCUUUUAUCGCAACAUUGAUUCUCUUACAUGUAUUGAUAAAUCACCAAAUAUGUGCCUAGAAAUGGUCAAAAAAAUAGAGAAGGAAAGACCGGAAUUCCCCGUUGUAAUAUUAUGUGAUGAUGUGAAGAGCAUUCCAUUUGAGGACUGCAGUUUCAAUACAGUUGUGAGUACACACUCACUGUGCUCAGUGGAGGACCCAGACGCUCUAAUGAGUGAAGUUGACAGAGUCAUGAAACCUUCAGCCAAGUUCCUCUCGGUCGAACGAGGCAAGAUUUAUUACUAUCCAAUCAGAAAAUUGAUGGAAUUGUUGCAAUUAUAUCCAAAUGAUAAUGUGCCUUGGAAUUACGGUUACUUUGAACAUCGUGAUCCUAUUGACUUGGUGGAUAAGAAAUUGGAAAUAAGCAAAUUUGGAAUAUUUGGUUAUGGCAUAAACUAUUCAAUUCUGGCUCGAAAACGAGAUAAAAGUCCUUCAAACUUCAUACAAAACCCUCAAAUCCUACCAAACGCACACAUUUUCUAUACUUACACUCCAUCAAUGGAUGAAUGUUAGUAGGACGUAUUGGAAUGUUUAUUACGUUGGUACGAUUCCAUGAGGAAUGAGAAAGUGGCAAAACCGAUACAACCACCAACAGUAGCGAAAG
Theileria parva strain Muguga is the source of this 984-nucleotide messenger RNA. RefSeq names its product Methyltransferase domain protein. Bases 27 to 893 code for a protein of 288 amino acids. Lineage: Eukaryota; Apicomplexa; Aconoidasida; Piroplasmida; Theileriidae. The transcript is spliced from 7 exons. Gene Ontology annotation, molecular function: S-adenosylmethionine-dependent methyltransferase activity. The record is from RefSeq and is a predicted model, not a curated record.